This is a messenger RNA of Portunus trituberculatus (swimming crab), 630 nucleotides long. RefSeq lists its product as uncharacterized. The coding region runs from base 1 to 630 and encodes 209 amino acids. The record is from RefSeq and is a predicted model, not a curated record. The transcript is spliced from 2 exons. NCBI's taxonomy places the organism in Eukaryota, Metazoa, Arthropoda, Malacostraca, Decapoda, Portunidae.
AUGAAACUUCAGAUUGAAAAGACACAAGUCACAAACAGAAGCAGAGGAAUCCUGACACACACUCCCCAACACUCCUCAACACUCUCAACACUCCCCAACACUCCUCAACACUCCCCAACACUCCUCAACACUCCUCAACACUCCCUAACACUCUCUAACACUCCUCAACACUCCCCAACACUCCUCAACACUCUUCAACACUCCUCAACACUCUCCAACACUCCUCAACACUCCCCAACACUCCUCAACACUCCUCAACACUCCCUAACACUCCUCAACACUCCUCAACACUCCCCAACACUCCUCAACACUCUUCAACACUCCUCAACACUCUCCAACACUCCUCAACACUCCCCAACACUCAACACUCCUCAACACUCCCUAACACUCUCCAACACUCCUCAACACUCCCCAACACUCCUCAACACUCUUCAACACUCCUCAACACUCUCCAACACUCCUCAACACUCCCCAACACUCCCCAAUACUCCUCAACACUCCCCAACACUCCUCAACACUCCCCAACAUUCCCCAACACUCCUCAACACUCCUCUACACUCUCCAACACUCCUCAACACUCCCCAACACUCCUCAACACCACCAACACUUCCUGCCCUUGUGUCCCUCUAG